GCCACGUGUGGGACGGCGUUGCACUUGAGCAGCCGUAGGCGAGAAUGUCACAUGAUAUGCAAACGACUCAAAGAUUGGGCAGUCGGAGCGAGGCGGACACUCUGGUGGCGAAAGAUGACAUUCACGAAGACAAGAACACACGAUACCCAGUAGCAAUUCAACAAGAAAUGACAGCUGGCAACCAAGACCAACCGUGCGUGACCAAGAGUGUUGGCGUGGAGCUCCUAACCACCCUGCAGCCCACGCGUUCCAGUGCCUUGACAUUGCAGAACACAGCAUCAACAGCCCGAAUCCGAGCCCCACAAUGCCCACAGGCGACCAAACACACCGCCCAAGAGCCACACACACCAGGGCUGUCCCCAGAUCAGAGGCCCCGAGAAGCCGGUUCGCAGAGCGCACGACAUGGAUCGCCCCCUCCCUCAUGGUCCUGGAGGCGAUGGGGACGUUGGCUGGAAAGACGUUUUGGAACACAUUCGCUGCGACCACGACGCCACACGAGCUCGUUCCGCGUCUCCCACCGACUCGACGACGGCGUCGCUCUGCUGGCCGCUCCGUCGACCGUGGCACCGGGCAGCAGCGGGAAGCUGGCAUUGCUGCGGCAGCCGAGCGCUCUCUGCGUGUCGGCGACGCAGUCGCGACGCCGCUCGCUACUCGCGAGGCUCACACGAGUCCGUUGUGCACGGGGUGUUGGUCGCGGUUAGUCCCCGGCGCCCGCGCUGCCUGGCCGGGUUUAGGAGCGUCUCGGUGGCCGUGGUUGCACGCUGCUGCCGGCAUUGUGUCGGUUGUUUCCGCUGUUCGCGGACUGCGAGGACUGGGCAUGAGGGGGCGCGGAGCGGGAUGCAGGGCGCUGGCGGCCGCGGAGAUGGAGCUGACUGUGCGUCUUUGUCUACUGGUCUGUUCGCUGAUACGACGCAGAUUCGAUCCAGGCCGUGCGAAUUCGACGGUUGGAAGGCCAGUGCGAAGUCCAAGGGAUGACCUGUACUGUACGGAGAAAGUAAAGUCUAUGGGUAUUUGACACCUGCUGGGCGCGGACAGGCUGGAGGAUCUACCUGGUACAGCGUCUGCCAAAGAGACGAGUGUCUGUGCUCCAAAAGCCUUCUGCACAAUCUACUCCUAUCUCAUGCAGCGGCUGCUAUCAUAUAUGAAGCAAUAGCUCCAUCUAGCCGAGGACGAUUG
Didymella exigua CBS 183.55 is the source of this 1176-nucleotide messenger RNA. RefSeq lists its product as uncharacterized. Lineage: Eukaryota; Fungi; Ascomycota; Dothideomycetes; Pleosporales; Didymellaceae. The record is from RefSeq and is a predicted model, not a curated record. The transcript has a single exon. Bases 305 to 1015 code for a protein of 236 amino acids.